This is a messenger RNA of Trichoderma citrinoviride, 1284 nucleotides long. RefSeq lists its product as hypothetical. The transcript has a single exon. Gene Ontology annotation, molecular function: glycosyltransferase activity. The record is from RefSeq and is a predicted model, not a curated record. Lineage: Eukaryota; Fungi; Ascomycota; Sordariomycetes; Hypocreales; Hypocreaceae. Bases 1 to 1284 code for a protein of 427 amino acids.
AUGGACUCCUCCUUGUCAUACCCCAUGCCCGACGGCGUCUACGCCAUUCCCAAAGACGAGCUCGACCUCCGGCCAGAUUCUGAAGUUGAUCAUGAUCUUCUAAACCCCAAACCAAUCUCAAAUGAGAAGAACAUUUGGUUCUUCUGGCAUAGCGGAUUCGACAAAAUGCACGGAUACACUCGGCGCACUGUUCGAAACUGGCACAGAAGAUUUUCGACGAAGGGGUGGGUGGUCCGCGUCUUGGAUUUUGCAGCUGGCUCCCCAUUGAACGUGGAGCAUUACCUCGAUAUUCACGAUUCAGACUGGUUUCCGAAAGCCUUUGCUCAAGGCACCAUUGGAGGCCAUCACGCCUACCAGCACGUCUCAGAUCUUGUGAGAUUUCCCCUCUUACUCAGAUACGGUGGUGUCUAUGCAGACGUGGGCAUGGUUCAAAUCGGGGACUUGGACCACGUUUGGAACGCUACGGUCGGCAACCCGAAUUCACCGUACGAGAUCUUGACCUACAACAUGGGUGGCGUCGAAGAGCGGGGCAUGGCAAACUAUUUUCUGGCCGCUGGGCGAAACAACCCCUUCUUCCUGCGAUGUCAUAAGCUGUUGCUUGCAUUGUGGGCCGCCGAUGGAGGAAAAACUAACACAGAGGGAAUGCAUGCCAGCCCUUUACUUAAAGGCCUGCCAUUGAUGGAUACGGGACUCUCGAUGGAGGAGAAUGGGAGGACAUAUGGACGUGAAGAGACGGCCAGAAUGUUGACAGACUACAUCAUUCAAGGUCAGGUUAUCACCAUGGUCAUGGGACUAAUCGAUGAAGAGGAUGGCUGGAACGGCCCGAAAUAUGUGGCCGAACACAUCUAUGCAUACGAUUAUAUGGUUGGAUCGCAGCUCAUCAACGAAAUAACAGAAUGGAACGGCCCUAAGCAGUUUGAGCUCAUGUCACUGCCCAUUCCUAAACAGGGCGAAACGGAGAGCGACGAUCAAAGGCUCGCACGCAGAAUCGUUGAAGAAGUCCUCUCUAAAAGCUUUGGAAUGAAACUUGCAACAGGCAUGAUCGUGAGAGUCAUGGGCGAAACACUGAGCUCUCUGUGGAGGAACAACGACGGUAGCGAUAACGUUCCAGGAACGUACGCACAUUGGUUGAGAUAUGGUACUCUGUAUUGGUGCCCAAGAAACCAUCCCGCCAAGCUUGAAUUCACAGAGAAGCCGGCCUACAAGGUCGGUCCUUUAUUGCGAGAAGGGGAUGUUGGACCCGGUAUUGGAGUAGAAGCAACUGGUUUCCAUGUACCCAACUGA